Molecule: messenger RNA, 861 nt
Organism: Laetiporus sulphureus 93-53
Lineage: Eukaryota; Fungi; Basidiomycota; Agaricomycetes; Polyporales; Laetiporaceae
Product: RNase P/MRP, p29 subunit
Exons: 4
Coding region: 1-861 (286 amino acids)
Biological process (GO): tRNA 5'-leader removal; rRNA processing
Cellular component (GO): ribonuclease MRP complex; ribonuclease P complex
Molecular function (GO): ribonuclease P RNA binding
Source: RefSeq, a predicted model, not a curated record
AUGCAAGCUUACAUCUGUUCCAUUCUACCUGCUAGGCUGAUUGACGCAUCACAGAACCGGCGGGUGAAACUGAGCAGUGCAACACCCUUUACACCCACUUACGUCAAGGAUCAUAUAGCCAGAUCCGCAGAUCGCGAGUUUUUGUAUAAGAGCCGGGUUUUAACACGCCAGGUGGUACUCGAGGAUCGUGUCCAAAUCAAGCAGGAACGGGAAGCGCAACGACUUAAGCGGAAGGCGAGAAGAGACGCUGCCAUCUCCUCUGCUCGGUAUAAGCGGCAGAACAGCCUAUGGCAUCUCAGUCCAGCGGAAACCAGAUUUGAACUGUUUCUCCCGUUGCACUCUUUGUGGAUGGGUUACAUGUCCGAGCUUCUUGCGCUGCCUCCUGCACCCUCAACCCCAAUUAACAGCCAAGCCGCUAGCAUGGCGGCACCGAGCGCCGCAUCAAUGCAUGCGAAGCUCGUUAAAGCCGAUUUUAAUGGCUCUCUCUUGACUGUGCGGCAAAGCAAGAACCCGUGCCUUGUAGGUCUAUCGGGCAUUGUCGUUCAUGAGACAGAGAACUCCUUCAAAGUGGUCACUAAGAAAGAUCAGCUGAAACUGAUCCCGAAGCAAAAUUCUAUCUUCACCUUCGCUGUCCCACUGUUUGCCGCAUCCUCCACUGCCUCCAUUUCGUCAUCCGCUGCAAACACCGGCGGCGCUGCGUCGGAUUCGGCCGAAGGUUGUGCCAGCGCUAAUGCGAAGGCCAUCCCUACAGUCCUUGAUCUGCCUCACAUAGAGUUCGAACUCUACGGAAAUCAGUUUUGUUACCGCGCUGUUGAGCGAGCGGGUCGUAAAUUCAAGCCCAAAGAAACAAUAGAGUUGUAA